AUGAUCAAAAGAUGUUCUGUUCAAAUUUAUCAAUAUAGAACUGUCAAUUACUCCCGGGGUUCGAUUUUGCUGAUCAAUUGGUUACAUACCCAGAGUACUUCUUCUUCGUCAACAACAACAUCAUCAUCAUCGACUGGAGAAGGGGUAUUUCCUAAAUCAGUUUCGUCUUUUUCAUUAUAUGAUAAUCUACAAGAACCACGAAUUCAUGAGAAUGAUAGUACAUUUUUUGCUCAUUCCACUACUCCAUAUUCCGACAAGUAUUAUCAACCUAUAAUUACUCAAGGUGCUAAAGGAUUUGACAAAUUAAUUAUACCGAAAGAUUUCCAGGCACAUAAUCAAGAACUUUCUAAAGAGGAUGAAGUGUCAGUUAAUCAAGAGCAAUUACAAGGUAUUGUUAAAUCAUUUACGGCACCAAUAGAUGUAUCAAUUGGUUAUGGAUCAGGAAUAUUACCUCAAGAUGGAUAUGAACAGCAAGAAAAACAAGAGAAUACUUCAAAACAGUUGGACUUUAUAUUUGUAGUGGAGAAUACAACACAAUUUCAUAAAGAGAAUGUUCAUCAAAAUCCAAAGCAUUAUUCAAGCAAAUCAUUGAGUAUAAUUAAGCAAAUACAGGGUAAAGAUGGGAUUUAUUUCAAUCCAUUUGUAAAAGUUAAUGAGAAAUUAAUUAAAUAUGGGGUGGUUUCUAAAAAAUCUGCAUUGUUAGAUUUGAGUGAAUGGCAUUCUUUAUAUUUUGCAGGAAGAUUGCAAAAACCUGUUAAUUUUAUAAUUGAUAAUGAUCCAAUGAUGAAAUUUUUAAAUCAAUAUAAUUUAAAAAAUGCUAUGACAAUUGCAAUUUUUUUAAUUAAUUCUCCCCAAUUUACUGAACGUGAAUUGUAUGAACAAAUAACAAAAUUGUCAUAUCUUGGAGAUUUUCGAAUGUAUAUUGGAGGCGAAAAUCCGAAUAAAGCCAAAAAUAUUGUAUCUAAACAAUUUCAUCAUUUUAAGAAAUUAUACGAGCCCAUAUUGAAGCAUUUUAUUCAUAAGAAUUACUUGAUAAUUUUAGAUAAUGAUUCAGUGAAUCGUACAUUCAAAACCAAUUUGAAUCCAAAUAGUAGAAUAAGGUUGAUUAGCUGUCUACCAUUGAAAUUCAGACAACAAUUAUAUGGAAGAUAUUAUGAGAAGUCAAUCAAAGAAAUUGUUAAAGAUGACAAAUUGGCAAUGAAUUUGACGAAAAUCAUAAGUAGAACAAUUAUAAUAAGUUCUAUCAAACAAGGCAUAAGAGGAUUUUUAACUGCUGGAUUAUGGAAUUCAAUUAAAUAUGCAAUUGCAAAACAAUUGAAGUAUUGGAAAAGCAAGUAA
Molecule: messenger RNA, 1338 nt
Organism: Candida tropicalis MYA-3404
Lineage: Eukaryota; Fungi; Ascomycota; Pichiomycetes; Serinales; Debaryomycetaceae
Gene: PTH1
Product: putative phosphatidate cytidylyltransferase
Exons: 1
Coding region: 1-1338 (445 amino acids)
Biological process (GO): cardiolipin biosynthetic process; CDP-diacylglycerol biosynthetic process
Cellular component (GO): mitochondrion
Molecular function (GO): phosphatidate cytidylyltransferase activity
Source: RefSeq, a predicted model, not a curated record